CAUAGGAGAGCAGAAAUCUUGUCUUUAUCCAUGGCUUUCACAUGCCAGCACUCAAAGCCCACCAUAGCUAAUCCCAAUAGAAUUACAUUUAUUAUUAACACAGUUUGAUAUCUACAUUUUUAUUUUAUAUAUAGUAAUACAUGACUGUUUUGGAAUUUAUAGAUGUGAAACCAAGACUUUAUAAUUCCACCAAUCCUAUCAUCAUCAUCCUCUUGUUCUUGGCUUUCUUGAAAAUUUCAACUUUUCCUUCCCAUCUCUUUCUGUUUUCUUGAUCUUGUUUGUUCUGAGAGAAAAGGAAAAGGAAAAGGGAAAGAAAGGGAAAGUUAUGGUGAUGGGUGAUUCAUAUGAUGAGGAGUGUGAUUAUUUGUUUAAAGCAGUUCUAAUUGGGGAUUCAGCUGUUGGGAAAUCAAAUCUUCUGUCAAGAUUUUCAAAAGAUGAAUUUAGAUUAGAUUCAAAACCAACUAUUGGUGUUGAAUUUGCUUACAGAAAUAUCAGAGUUGGUGAGAAGCUCAUCAAAGCUCAAAUUUGGGACACUGCUGGCCAAGAAAGGUUUAGAGCAAUAACAAGUUCAUAUUACAGAGGAGCAUUAGGAGCCUUAUUAGUAUAUGACAUAACAAGAAGAGCAACAUUCAAUAAUGUGGCAAAAUGGCUACAUGAGCUAAGGGAAUUUGGCAACUCAGACAUGGUGGUUGUUCUUGUUGGGAACAAAUCUGAUUUGGGUAAUUCAAGAGAAGUUGAUGAAGGAGAAGGCAAGAAUCUUGCAGAAGCUGAAGGUUUGUGUUUCAUGGAAACAUCAGCUUUGGAGAACAAGAAUGUUGAAGAAGCAUUUUUAAUAAUGAUCUCUAAAAUUCAUGAAAUUACAAGCCAGAAAAGUUUAGAAGCUAAGAAGAAUGAAAAUAGUUGUAUUAGUGCUACAAUGACUCUUCCUUUUGGAAAAGAAAUUGUCAAUAUUGAUGAAGUUUCUGCAACUAAACAAUCAAGAUGUUGUACAUAGACAACAUUCAUUACAACUGUUUUACAAUAAUAUAUUUUCAUAUACCAUUUUAGAAGCA
Hevea brasiliensis (rubber tree) is the source of this 1052-nucleotide messenger RNA. RefSeq names its product ras-related protein RABA6a. Bases 326 to 994 code for a protein of 222 amino acids. The record is from RefSeq and is a predicted model, not a curated record. Lineage: Eukaryota; Viridiplantae; Streptophyta; Magnoliopsida; Malpighiales; Euphorbiaceae. The transcript has 2 exons. Gene Ontology annotation, molecular function: GTPase activity; GTP binding. Gene Ontology annotation, cellular component: endosome.